AUGCACCUUACACCCGCCAAUUUCCAUUUGCCCCACGUCGCGCUCAUGUGCACUGCUUUAGUCGUGAGCUCCUUCAGCCUCGCACCCUUGCUCGCUCUCAUCAACAACAUUUUGGAGAUCCGAGUUGAUGGCAAGAAGAUGGUGCGUGACUUGAAGACUCCUUUGCUUCUGCUGUCAAAAGGCAAACGCCACUCACGCCUCGUGCUUAUUAUGGCCUGCCAGUUGACGCUGUUCUUGCGCGCACCGGCGGAGCGUGCCAACACGAUUGGCAUUUGGAACAACGUCAUUGGCUUCAUUGCCACACUCUCUGUCAUCACCAACGACUUCGUCGACCGCCGUGUGUAUGCUAGUCGCAACGGCGGCUCUAUGAAUGGCUACAUCCUUUCCAUCUAUUCGCCCUCCCCGCUCGAGAACUCCGACUCGCCCAACCUGGAGGAUUGCUACUAUGCCGGCGUGUACGAUGAAAAUGGUGAGCGCAACACUUUGUAUUGGGAGAUCUGGUUUGCCAAGGCGGCCUUCUUCAUCAUCUUUGAGCACUCGGUCUUUUUGGUCAAGUACAUUGUGCAAGCCGCAUACCACAAAGUUCCCCGCUCCAUGCUGCUGGUCUGUGUGCUGAUAGGGGUCCGAAUUGCAAAGAAGCGUGAAGCCUUUUUGGCCCGUGCCAUCAUGGAAGGCCUCGAACCAGACCACUACACCAAGAGUUGUCUCCUCUUCAUUUGCUUGGCGCACUCAAUGUUUUUUGUGCGGCAGGCACAAGAACAUGAGGUGCAGGAUGUAGAGCAAAAUACCGAGGCCGCAGCCAGCAAGCAGGAGCAAUUCUCUACUGUGGACGAAAAUAGUCUUGCGGGCGAUCAGGCUGACAUUAAUAGUGAGCCGUAUUAUCCUUCGCUGGGCAACUCCCAGUCAAAGGGAGGGCCAUACUACCAGGAGUCUACAGCAUGA
This is a messenger RNA of Monosiga brevicollis MX1, 942 nucleotides long. RefSeq lists its product as uncharacterized. The transcript is spliced from 6 exons. Gene Ontology annotation, molecular function: chloride channel activity. The coding region runs from base 1 to 942 and encodes 313 amino acids. The record is from RefSeq and is a predicted model, not a curated record. Gene Ontology annotation, biological process: chloride transmembrane transport. Lineage: Eukaryota; Choanoflagellata; Craspedida; Salpingoecidae.